CUUCUAGGAACCCUGAAGUGGCUUCUGCGUGCCCUGCAACCUUCCGUCCCCCUGGCCGAUCUCCAGCAACACCGAAAGUUUCUCAGAGGUGUAAAUAGCACGACUAGAACGAGACACACACGAGCUUGGGCUAACUUCUCGGAGAAAGGAAUCCGCUACUCUGGCCUUCCUCAAAUCUUGCAGAUGUUUGGGGAUGGUGCUGGCCAGCACAUCUGGGCGGUGUUAGGACAGGGAAGGCAGGUCUCUGCAGAUGAUCCAUGCUGCCUGCCCAAUAUUGUGUUGGUGUUUUUUUUUCCCCCCGUUCUCCUCCUCCUUGCAGUUCCGAUACUUAAUUUUUCGAGCCGGAAGGCUUAAGAUUUCAAGCCAGUAUUAUUUCCUCCAUUCGACCUGAAUUGAGUAGGGGGUGGGUGGUUAGAAAGGGACGGCCAAGUUCUCCAGCCUACAAUUUUCUCUCCUUUUCUUUGAAGAUGCUCUGCAGGUGUUACGGAAACAUCUGUGCAGCCCCAGCUGGGAAGUACGCGAUUCCUCCUUGGAGUUUCUCAGCCUGGCGAUGAAGCGUGUGUGCCGGGGGCGCUCGCUUGCUGGAAAUCUUGUCUUCGGACUCCGAAGGUUUUCCUCGCCGAGCUGCCGUCGGGGUCUUCAUUGACUGGCUGAAGGAAGGGCACCCCGAGGCCUCGCCGGACCCGGCCGAGUUCGUUUCCCGAGCUCUUCAAGCUGCGGAUGGAGACUUAGACUGGGAAGUCAAAAUCCGCGCUCUGGAACUGGCGGGAGUUUUCAUCGGCCAGACGUUUGACGGGCUCGGACUCGGGGAGGGCUCCGCUUCGGCCGGUUCGUCGCUUGCCAAGACGCCGGCGCCUCUCGCCGACGCGCUGCGGCUCUUCUGCCAAAUGGAACUGUUUGGCUUCCUUUUCAGAGGCCUCCAGGACUGCGACAGGCCGGUGGCGCUCAAAGCCUGCGAGGUUCUUUUGGCCCUGAAAUCCGUUCUUUGCAAACACCGGUCGAAAUCGUCACCGGCAGGAGAUGCUGCUGGGCUUAAGGACAUCCCUAUGGAGACUCCUCCUCCUCCUCCUCCUCUGAGCCUUCCUGCUGGGGAGGCCGCUGAAAAGGAUUGCCAGGAUCCGGAAAGGCUGCUGCUGAUCCUAGAGUCCACGGACCUGGAGGGUUUGCGAAAGGCUCUGGAUGUGAGCAGCGAUCACUUGGAGAGGAAUCCGGAGUCUCUCCUGCAGGAUAUCCUGGCUGCCGCAGGGAACGCGGAGGAAAACAAAGUGGAUUGCUAUUGAAGUGGUCGGCUGGAGCUUGGAAAAGGAGCCACUGUAUUAAGCCAAUGACUGCCAGCAUGCUGCCUUUUCCAGGUGCCUCCAGAAAGUGGGCCAGGUAGAGUGAAUUAAAACUGAAACUCGCACACAGGGAGAAUAAACACCAAAGAAAAACUAACAGGCAUUUUGUACCAGGAGGGAAAACUCACACAAGAUUUAGGUUGAAUGCAAAAGGUAAACAUCAAUAAAAUAAAUACCCGAUACUCCUUC
Thamnophis sirtalis is the source of this 1526-nucleotide messenger RNA. The record is from RefSeq and is a predicted model, not a curated record. Lineage: Eukaryota; Metazoa; Chordata; Lepidosauria; Squamata; Natricidae.